Molecule: messenger RNA, 906 nt
Organism: Caenorhabditis remanei
Lineage: Eukaryota; Metazoa; Nematoda; Chromadorea; Rhabditida; Rhabditidae
Exons: 8
Coding region: 1-906 (301 amino acids)
Biological process (GO): protein import into mitochondrial matrix
Cellular component (GO): mitochondrial outer membrane; mitochondrial outer membrane translocase complex
Molecular function (GO): transmembrane protein transporter activity
Source: RefSeq, a predicted model, not a curated record
AUGGCAACUCCAGGAGAAAGUGAGUUCGCCGCGUCCAUUCCUCAAACGAAUCCGGGUUCGUACGAAGAAUUGCAUCGCAAGGCUCGCGAUGUGUUCCCAACAUGUUUCGAGGGAGCCAAGCUCAUGGUCAAUAAAGGACUCAGCUCUCACUUUCAGGUUUCACAUACACUUUCCCUCUCUGCGAUGAACACUGGAUAUCGAUUUGGAGCAACGUACGUUGGAACAACUCAGGUAGGACCGGCGGAAGCAUACCCUAUUCUUCUCGGAGACACCGAUGUGAAUGGAAACACCACCGCUACUAUUCUUCACCAACUCGGUAUCUACCGAACAAAACUCCAAGGACAAAUUCAACAAGGAAAAUUGGCUGGAGCGCAAGCUACCAUUGAAAGAAAAGGUCGCCUCAGCACUCUCGGUCUCACACUAGCUAACAUUGACCUUGUCAAUGAAGCUGGAAUUUUGGUUGGACAGUUUCUUCGGCGAUUGACACCCCGUCUUGAUGUUGGAACCGAAAUGGUUUACCAGUAUGGAAAAAACAUUCCAGGAGGUCAGAUCUCAGUUCUCUCAUAUGCCGCUCGGUACACCGCGAAUCAUUUUAUCGCAGCUGCAACCCUCGGAGCAUCAGGAGUUCACCUCACCUAUUUCCACAAGCAAAACGAUAAUUUGGCUUUUGGAGUGGAGUUCGAAUGCAACGCUAAUGUUGGUGAAGCUGUGACAACUCUCGCCUAUCAAACUGAGUUGCCAGAAGAAGGAGUCACGAUGAGGGCUAGCUUUGAUACUAACUGGUCCGUUGGUGGAGUUUUCGAGAAACGUCUUAGUCAACAACUACCAUUCACCUUAGCUCUAUCGGGUACCCUCAAUCACGUAAAAGCUGCUGGAAAAUUCGGAAUCGGACUCAUCAUUGGUUAA